GUCCCCCCCCCUUCGCCCGCGAGCGCGCAGUCAGGUGCCCGGCGCGGGCCGCGCGGCGCAUCGCGGCGCGCCCUCUGGCCCUGCACGCCUGGGUGCGGCCGAGCACUUCCCCUUUCGGGGGGGGGGCCGUAGGCGGGCGCGGGGCGCGGCAGUGCGUCGCCGGCAGUGAAUGCGUGCAGAGAACAAUAGAGGAAGGCACCCAUGAGCCAAGGAGGACGCAGAAGAGGGAGGCAUGGAGGGAGGGAGGUCUGGAGGCGCCGCGGCUGACGACGCGUUCUAGAGCAGCGCGGCGGGCCGCCGCGCCGCGGUAAAGACCGAAUGCGGGCAGGACGCCGGGCGCCGUCGGGUGCCCGCGGCGCUGCCCUCCCGCUGCCCUCCCACCCUCGGGGGCGGCCAAGGAAGGGGGCAGCUUCGUGGCAGCCUUGGGCACGACGGUGGCAUGCCUGGCCGAGCUCGGCAAUCCGCGGGCCCUCGCCGGGCCCCGGGGGGCUGUCAAGCACCUGCCCGAGAAUGAGACCAGCAGCAGCAGCAGCAGCAGCAGCCCUCCCCUCGAUCCACACGCUGGCCCUCCAGCUCCAGGUCCGCAGCUCAUUUGCGUCAUUGAAACACGUGCACCAGCCUUCUGGCUCGGGCGGACCGCAUGCGAGAUGUCACCAGCCCUUUCGGUGCCACCAGGUCAAUGCACGGAAGGCGAAUUACGCGGGCACGUCAAUAGACCGGGAGGCGGCCGGGGGGCCCGAGCUGGACCGCAGGGAAAACCGUCGAGCGGUGGGGACGAGAGGACACACUGGAGGAGGAGGAGGAGAGAGAAGGAGGAAGAGCAGAGACUGCUGGGGAAGCGGGCCCCAGCCCGCGGCCUGGGGCACAUUUGGCCGAGUCGCCUGGCCCCGCGCGCGCGGGGCUCGGGGCUGCGGCGGUCGAGCACACCGUGAGGCCGCGGGCGACGGGUCAGACGCAGCAGAACUUCUUCUUCUUGGCAACAUGGCGCCGUGCCCGUCGCCGUGGCCGUCCGCCGCGUGCGCGUCGCCGUGGCCGCCGGCCGCCCCCGCCGUGGCCGCCGUGGCCGCCGUCGCCGUGGCCGCCGUGGCUGUCCGCGCCGUGGCCGCC
Molecule: messenger RNA, 1107 nt
Organism: Prorocentrum cordatum
Lineage: Eukaryota; Dinophyceae; Prorocentrales; Prorocentraceae
Source: the annotation of a GenBank genome assembly